Molecule: messenger RNA, 2212 nt
Organism: Anguilla anguilla (European eel)
Lineage: Eukaryota; Metazoa; Chordata; Actinopteri; Anguilliformes; Anguillidae
Product: leucine-rich repeat-containing protein 19-like
Exons: 6
Coding region: 370-1623 (417 amino acids)
Biological process (GO): positive regulation of non-canonical NF-kappaB signal transduction; interleukin-8 production
Cellular component (GO): plasma membrane
Molecular function (GO): protein binding; signaling receptor activity
Source: RefSeq, a predicted model, not a curated record
CAGGGGAGCAUUGUUUACCUGGACACCUCCAGCUCCGGCAGGUGCUGCAGCUCAGUCCUGGAGUUCCUGCUCUCACCUGUGAGCCUGUCCUCACCUGCUAACCUGCUCUAACCUGUUAGCCUGUCCUCACCUGCUAACCUGUUCUCACCUGCUAACCUGUCCUUACCUGCUAACCUGUGCUCACCUGCUAACCUGUCCUGGUCCAGCACUGGCAUGAGCAGGUGCUAUUAUAACCUUAAAGCCGAAUAGAUCAUUUACAUUUGUGAGCGCUGGAUUUUCUGCAUCACUGGAACAGCACAAUAAACCUCGUGUCCAUCAACAGAAACAGGCAUUGGUCCUGCUUUCUACAGCUCCACCAAGCAGAAGAUCAUGGCUCUGAGCAGAUUACUGCUUCUGUGGAUGGGAUUUGUUCACCUGGCUUCAGCACAGACCGUGAGGCAGGUUGAGCUGAACUACACGUUCGACACGUCGCUGUUAAACGUUCCACCAGAUUUACCCUCCAACAUCACAAAGCUCAACCUGAGUCACAACGCCAUUGAGCUAUCAGAGUCAGACAUCCAGACCCUGAAGAUGCAUUCUCAGCUAACGGAACUCCAUCUUGACAACAACAUGCUGACGAUCCUGCCAGGACACACGUUUGACAGUCUGUCACAGCUGGAGAUCCUAAACGUGUCUUCCAACAACAUCAGUAGGGUGGAACCCAGGGCUUUUGCAGGCCUGGCCAACCUUAGAGAGCUGGACCUCUCCCAUAAUGCCAUAGUCACCUUACCCUCACAGGUAUUUGCCAACCUCUCCCGCCUGGAAGCUGUUUACUUGCAAGGGAAUGGGUUGCACUUCCUGGAGAACAGUACUUUGGAGGAUCUAAAAAAAGUAAAUCACCUGGAUCUGAAUGAAAAUCCCUGGAACUGCUCUGGUGCAUUUCUGUGGGUGAUGAACGGCAUGAAGGGAAAGAUUGGCCAGGGGGCAGUUUGCGCAAGCCCAGAGGAUCAAGCUGGUGAAAGCAUCUUGAACAGCUGCACUAAGCGUUUCCCAGAAUUCACCAGCACUUCAUCUCCAAAAGACACACCUUCAGUUCUUCCCACAGCCACCAGGGGGCAGACUACACACACUGCACCUUCAGUUCCUGCCUCAGCCACCAGGGAGCAGACUACACCCACUACACCUUCAGUACCUGCUACAGCCACCAGGAGGCAGACCACACACACUGUGUCCAGGGAACACACCAACAGCGGAAACCUGACAGACUCCAAUAAAGACUCCAGUGAGGCUGCCCCCGCGGUGGGGGGGGGCAGCUGGAGGUUCCUGGUGGGCGUGGUGGGGGUGGCACUGGGCGCGUCGCUGCUGGUCGUGUGCACGGCCCAGUCUCCCCGGUGCUACCGCCGUCUGUCCCUCUACCGGCACCGGCGACUGCGCGAGGACCGGUCAGACCUCUUCGCCUCCCGUUGCCAUGCCAACUUCAGCCUGGAGGCCGAGGAGGAGGUGGAGACCAGCACCCAGGAGCUGGACAUCAGCCUGGAUAACGAGCUUAACGAGGAUGACGAGCUUAAUGAGGAUGACGAGGAUGGCUACAUUGAAGACGGUUACAUCGAGGCCAGGAGUUACAGGGACCAGACAGAGCUGUGAGGAAAACUAAGCCCAAGAUCACUCACCGUAAACUGGGUUUGACCACCGAAACAUACUGAGGCACUGAUGCUAACUUCACAGUGGACUAGAUCUUAAAGUCUAUGACAACAAUAAAUUCCAUUUAAGUACACAUUCUUGUUAGUUUACUAUCAGUUAUUUUCUAAAUAAACCCAAGUACAGGCUUUUUCCAGUUGUAAAUAUUUGUUGAGUGUUUUUCCACAGACUGAUGAUCCCUGUGUGGGUCGAAUCUGGAGGCCCAGCUGGGUGAUGGGCUUUUGUGUGGCGGGAGAGACCACGCAGUGACACUGGUGGAAUCCAGACCCUGGAAACUCCGCCCUGUUUGCACUGUAGAGCCAUUGUCUGGACCCGCGCUGUCCCACUCUUACACCUCAGACUGGCAGCAGAAUCAGCACCCUGCAGCCCACAUCAGCAUUGGACACAUUGUGUGCGGGUCACAGGCUCAUCUGAAUUCAGUUUCUGGGGAUUUUAAUUGUAUAUUUUAGAAAUUGACCGUGUUUAUAAGGAGUUAUGCUGUGCUGUUAACUUCAUUUGAAUCUACAGAACAAAUAAAAUGUAUGUUUCCAAAGUG